CACAUAAAACCGUCAAACAUAAGAACAACUUACGACUUCCUGUUGGAGUUGGGUGAAACUUGUUUCUACUUUGGUCGUGUGUUCCGACUUCUGCUCCAUCCUCAUCGUAUCUGUAUUCCAACGCAAAAUCCGAAACGAUUCAAAGAUGCGGAUGUCUUCGAUUGCGAUUGCGGCGGUCUUUAUGGUGAUUCUGACGGCGAACAUAGGGGAAGUGUUGGGGAUCAGGUUUGUUAUAGACAGGGACGAGUGUUUUUCGCAUAAGUCCGAGUACGGUGCCACGGUUCGAUUUUCGUUUGUCGUCAUUAAGGUCGAAGGUGCGUGGCAUUAUAACGAAGAUGGCGUCGAUCUUGUGGUGACGGGGCCAAAGGGUGAACAAAUUCAAGAUUUCCGUGAUAAGACAAGUGACAAGUCUGAUUUCGUGGCACAUAAUGAAGGCCUCUAUAAAUUCUGCUUCACCAACAAAUCACCCUACCAUGAAACCCUAGACUUUGAUGUCCAUUCCAGCCACUUCUAUAACGAUGUUGAGCAUGCAAAAGAUGAUCAUUUCAAACCGAUUUUGGAACAGAUAUCAAAGUUAGAGGAUGCAUUAUAUAACAUUCAGUUUGAACAGCAUUGGCUUGAGGCCGAGACUGAUAGACAAGCGAUAAUAAACGAAGGAAUGGGCAAAAGGGCAAUGCACAAAGCGGUUGUGGAAUCAGCAGCUCUGAUUGGUGCGAGUGUGCUGCAGGUCUACCUUCUCACGCGUCUGUUUGAACGGAAGCUCGGGUUGUCCAGAGUUUAAUGUGUCAUCUCAGUAUGGAAUCCUUUAAUUUAAUUUGUUACACAACUUUUGUUAUCCCCUCUCUCUCUUAUAUAUACACCACCAAAUUUGCACUUGAAAAACUGUAAUUCAGAAGAGGGUGUACAAAGUCUUGAUUAUAAUUAUUUUCACCUCAGAAA
This is a messenger RNA of Lactuca sativa (garden lettuce), 939 nucleotides long. RefSeq names its product transmembrane emp24 domain-containing protein p24beta2. The record is from RefSeq and is a predicted model, not a curated record. NCBI's taxonomy places the organism in Eukaryota, Viridiplantae, Streptophyta, Magnoliopsida, Asterales, Asteraceae.